UGUGGAAAUUGUGCCCAUGUGUGUGCGAUAGAAUUUUCGUAGUACUGUAAGAUAAAAAAGUAUCUACUUGGAACACACGACACUCACGUUCGCGCUGAUCGAACUGAAUAGAAAUGAUUUUUCCUAGAAGAAAAAGCAUUUUCGUUCAUUUCGUCUAGUUUUCCAUACACACUCGGGGGGACAUUGUGAUUUUCCCAAUUCCCACACAAAAUACAUUCGCUAAAAACGUUUGUAGUUUCAAUCUGAAUGCCUCGUAGUUCUGUGCAUGGACAAUAACAACAACAAAUAAUAAUAAUAAGGAAUAGUACUAAGGAAAAUGUAACUGCAGCCAACUAGAUUCCAACUGAAGGAAAAUCAAAAUACGCCAGACAAAAACAACCCUCGAAGCAUCCUCUCCGAAAUCAAAGGAAAACGUGCAUUUUCGCCAACCAAGCACUAUCAUCUCCUCGUCCGCUUUCGAUACCACAAGUUGGAAAAUAUAUAUUUUGGGGAGUUUUUCCCCAAAAGAAAAAAAGAAAAAAGGAAAUUAACCGAAUCUUUCGAAACUCUGCGAAGUACGUUGUGUCGUGUGUUGUGAAACAUUGCGUGUGCCGUGCCUAACGCCAGUUCUGAAUCUUAGUUCUAUUUUCCAAUUUUUCCUUGCUAAUUUUUCUAGUGAGAGUAUCUGAAAUCUUUUUUGCAUCGGUGAAUUUGUGCGUUGUUGCUGCUGUUGUUGUUGUUAUCGUCAUCUUACUUCGCCCCCCUCGAGACCACCAUUCCGGGUGUAUUCUAGAAGUAAACGAGGAUUCUACUGCGAAAAUUCCACGGCAAUGUAUCUGAAAACUAAGUAUCAACGACAUGCAACGCUUGUCGAAAUAUAAACGUAAAUUUAUGUGGAAAACUGCUAGCCGGACGACAAAAAAUAGUACAUUAAGUCACUCCCAAAUGCAAAUGAAGCGAUGGGAAGUGACUGUUCACACUAUCAAUUACAAAAUGCACUAGAUUUUAAGUUCGAUAAAAAUUUCAAGUAUCUAAAAUUAAGCUGAUUUGAUUUUACCGACCGUUACCUAUGAAAUUACUAGUGCAACAAGAAAAUCCUCGAUUUAGUACAAUCUAAUGUUAUCAUUGUAAAAUAAAAAAAGAUAUAAGAAAAGUUUCGAUAAGUUCACAAACGAAACCGAUAUACUGACAGAAGUUUAAGCAAAAAAGUUGGCAAAUUCGUGGCCAUACUUACUGGAAAUGCUAUGGAAAAAGAUAGUAUGUCAGUUUGGAUUCAGAUACAUUUAACUGUUCCUGAUUCUAGUCUUGGAUAGAAUUUGAACCACUAAAACCAAGAAGGAUACGUGGAAAAUUCUAGAGCCAGCCAUAUUUUGAUUGAUCCUAUUUAAAACUAGCAUCCUACCCGGCACAACUAUUGUUUAAUCUUCGAUAGCAUUUAAAGAUAUCAUCGUUAAGGUUCUGACUCGGGGCAACAGUCUGUACUCUCACCGUUUGGUCGCGGUGGAAGGGAUGUUCAUACCUGAUUCGUUACGGAGCUGUAUGAUCGAGACGGACGUAUCAUCAUAUCUACAGACACCAUCCUCAGGACAGGUGCUUGUGCUCUUCUGCUACCAACCAGCCGAAAUCCAUAUCAUAUGAUGAAUUUCAUCCGUUCAUUGAGGCGUUAUUGCCAUUCGUCAAAUCAUUCUCGUACACAUGGUUCAAUUUACAGGCGGCAAAACGGAAAUAUUACAAAAAGCACGAAAAACGUAUGUCGCUGGAAGAAGAAAGGCACUGCAAGGACGAAUUACAGAACGAAAAAGCCGAGGUAAAACAAAAAUGGGCAUCACGUCUGCUGGGUAAACUGCGUAAAGACAUUAAUCAAGAAUGUCGUGAGGAUUUUGUACAAAGUAUAACGGGUAAACGGCAAUCGUUAUGUGUCCUAUCAAAUCCUGAUCAGAAGGGUAAAAUGCGACGGAUCGAUUGUUUAAGACAAGCCGAUAAAGUCUGGCGUCUUGAUUUAGUUAUGGUCAUACUAUUUAAGGCGAUACCACUUGAAAGUACAGACGGUGAAAGAUUAGAAAAAAAUCCAGAUUGUACAAAUCCUGGCCUGUGUGUAAAUCCGUAUCACAUAAAUGUAUCAGUGCGUGAACUUGAUUUGUAUCUGGCGAAUUUUAUAAAUACGCACGAUACCAUUAGUCCACCACCGAUCUAUAAUAACAAAAAAGAUGACGAACGGAAGCACAAAGGUUACACACAUAAUCCAUAUAACGGAGUGAUAUGUAAUGAUAUCAUCCUGGCUACAGGUGUGUUCUCAUCCAAAGAACUUUGGAAGUUAUCCAAAGCCUCGAUCUUAGAUGAAACCAAUGAGCUGAUACAGGCGAACGCGAAUUCUAUCAAAAUGGAGAACUCAACAGGAGCGUACUAUUGCAACAGUUAUCCGUUAUCGGCAGCACCUGGAAUUGUAUCAGCUGUAACAGAUCGAGCGAUUGGAUCUUCAAUGGUUCUAUCAAGUGGUUACAGUAUUGAUGUUGUCGAUCCACGAUCCAUGCAUCUUUCUGUAGCAGGAUCACCGUUGGUUCGAUCGCAAUCCAACUGUAAAUCAGAUCCCUGUGCAUCACCACCAGACGUGGGUAGCAGUUUCUCCGUCAUUUUAAGGCCAAGCGACCAACUGGGUGGGAAUCAUAAUGGUGACUCGCUGUCUCUACAGAGGUACACAUCGGGUCAUCCAGCUUCCAGACUAGUGGCGGUGAGUCAGUCCCGGACCAAUGAAGUUCUCCUCCAGCAUAAUGCAAGCAGUAGCUUGAUAUCGCAUUCAGUUAGUCCUAGCACGGUGUACUACCAACAUAGUCCUUCUUCUGGGCCUUCUGAAGUCCCUGGGCCUACAUCCAGUGAUAGCGGUCAGCAACAACAGCAUCCACAGCAGCAUCACUCGCAUAAUCCCAAAUAUGCAGAUAGUGUGAACGGAAGCCAUGAUACACUUUCCGACUUUGUCACUUUUGUGUGUCAGGAGACCGACAAUGGAUCGCAAAGUUCUCAGUUUCCUGUACAACAUGUUGGCCGAAGUCCUAAAAGUCAAUAUGCUCAAUACAGUACAAUGCUUCCACCACCACCGCUGCCGCCAAUGGCGCGACCAGUGGCGAUAAUUAGAUCAACAGGCGAUUUAACAAUGGUAGGAUCACCACCAAGUUCGAUUACCCCUCCCGCUGGAGCAUCUGGAACUAUCACUUCAUCGCCCCAUCAUCAUCAUCAACAUCAGCAUUCCUCUGCUACUGAUCCAGAUUCUGUAGUCACAAAUAGCAGUACACCUGUUCAUAGCAGUAGUGGGAGCAGCAACGGUGGUGGGGGAAGUAGUGCAGGAGGUGGUAGUCCGUCAGCUUCUGCAUCGAAUAAUAAUAGUGGUAAUAUAGGAACAGGCACAGGAGAGCUCAGUUCGUCACCACCUUUAAGUCCUGCCCAUAGUAUGGACACAAGUCGAAAACCACUAACAAGGCUAUCUAGUAAUCCAUAUCCCACUGGCCGCGAAUAUGCCCCUUUCAAUCAUUUUCAUACUCAACCUACCCCGAUUUUGGGAUAUACAAGCUCAAUAUCAACAAUGUCGGGUGUUAUCAGUCCAACGAAUUUAAGUUUAUAUUCAUCGCCGGUAACAACACCACGAACAACGCCACGAGCGCGAUGGAAUGCACCAUUUUUAAUGGAAGAAGAUUUCAAUAUGAUCACACAUCCUGUCUCGAAUAAUAAUCCUGAAACUAAUUCGGUAAUUCUUAUGGAUGAAGCUGAACACUCCUCAACAGCGCGGUACAGUGAAGAGUAUCCAUCUCGUGACUAUGUUACAUGAUUAUAAGAUCAAAAGAUAUUAGAGCUCCUCAAUAUAUUUAUUGAUGAUGAUCCAUGAGGCGUAUAUAUAUGUAUAUAUACAUAUAUAUGUGCUUAUAUAAAUAUCUCCAAUGUAGGCAACCACCUUGGUUUUUUUUUUCUUGUUAAAAAUACUGCAAUGAGCAACGAAGCGGCAGGAAUUAUAUUAAUCUUGCAUGAAAAUUGAGAGAUAGAUCAUUGAAAGAAAAUGUUGCAUGAAAAUAGUAAAUGAGCAACUAAAAGGUAGUAAAAAGCGUGCUUACAUCCAGAAUAAAUAUUAAAAACAAAACCAACAAAUUAAUUUAUUGCAAGAAUUUAGUUUCUCCUUUUUAUUUGAAAAAAGAAAGGCGAAAACUAUUAACAAAACAACUAGAAAAGAGACAAUAGUAGAUUUAGUGAUAAUCAAAUAAGAAAUGGACAAAAAAAAAAAUCAUAUUUAAGUAGGCAAUAAUUGACCCACAAGGAUAGUUUGAUUAAGAAAUAACAAUGAAACCGUUACAAGAAACGAAGCCAAAUAAUUAUAUUCUUAAGAAGAAAUGUUAAAAAUUUAAUAAUUUGAUGAAAAUAACGCUGAAAAGCAGAAACCUAAACAUACAUAUAAAGCACACAUACAUAGUAUUCUACUUCAUAUAAUAGAGGAGAAAAACACUAAUAGACAGUUUUGUGAACCUGCAGAUUACUUAAAGAAAACUUGUGACAUGAUCUUUUACAAAAAGAAACCUUAUUUUUAGGGACGAUGCCAACCAUAUAUUAUUUUUAAGUUAUCGCAGAUGUUAGGGAAAUUAAAUAUGGGGGAAUUGUUCUUCUUAAAAUUGAAUGUUUUCACUUUAGUUUUCCGUACACAAUAUAUCAAGCGCCAAUUGGUAUAUUGGUAUAUAUAUUUUGUACUGCUAAUUCUCGCUCAAAUUAACUAAUUUCAAAUACAUAAGAACAUAUAUACGUGCGUUAAAAAAUAUCUCAAUCGAAAUUCAAGCAAUGAAAAUAAUAUAAAUUUAAUAUCGAAAAUAAAAAUAAAAAUCGAUAAAUAAUAACGAACAAAUUAAAACAAUAGUGAUAAAAUGAAUAAAAUAUAAAUAAAUUAAUGAAUUAAAAAAAAGAACCUAUCCUAGUAUUUAAAAUACAGACUGUACUGAGCCUAAGGUAUGUGCCUUAGUAUUUAAAAAAUUUAAAUGAAGUAGAAGUAACCAUUCAUGUUAUUUAUUGAAUUUAUAAGGCAGCAUUAAUUUCUAUACAAUUCAAUAAGAACUCAAGAUAAUGGAUAGUUUGAAAAGAAUAAAAGAAACAAAUGAGGAAAUAAGAGUGAAUAAUCAAAAAACCAAAAGUAAAAAAAUAAAGAAAAACAUCUUAAUCAUGUAAAAAUUAGAAAUAUAUAGACAAGAAAAAAAUGAAUAUUUAAUUAAAAUAACAUGCGGCAUUCACGUUUCUUCCGUACACAAUAUAAAUGUGUUGUAACGGUCUAAAUACUACAUUUGUAUUGUGUGAAGAAUGAUGCCAAAACAUUGCGAAACUAUUUCCAGUAAAUAAUAUAAUAAUAAGUAAAACACGAAAGAUACUGAAUAAUAGGAAU
Hermetia illucens (black soldier fly) is the source of this 5380-nucleotide messenger RNA. It is a transcript of the gene NfI, whose product is annotated as nuclear factor 1 X-type. Gene Ontology annotation, biological process: regulation of transcription by RNA polymerase II. NCBI's taxonomy places the organism in Eukaryota, Metazoa, Arthropoda, Insecta, Diptera, Stratiomyidae. Bases 1730 to 3796 code for a protein of 688 amino acids. The transcript is spliced from 11 exons. Gene Ontology annotation, molecular function: DNA-binding transcription factor activity, RNA polymerase II-specific; RNA polymerase II cis-regulatory region sequence-specific DNA binding. Gene Ontology annotation, cellular component: nucleus. The record is from RefSeq and is a predicted model, not a curated record.